UGGAAGAAGAGACAAGCCUUCCUAGUAAGAAAAAAUGGACGCCGCCGCCGCAGGAGCGAAUAAGCCUCGCCAGGCUAAGACUAGCGGCAGGAAGGUAAAGAAGAAGGAGAAAGCGGAAGGAAAAGAACGACACAACCGCAAAGCCUUCACUUAUUCUGGCGGUAAGAACUCAGUGCGCAAGAAAGUGCAACAAUCAGCAGACCAGAAUACGAGAAAAACUCAUGCCCCUAAGCUCGAUAAGACGCCAGACAUCGCACCACCCUAUGUGGUCGUUGUGCAAGGUACUUGAACUUGUGACUUAAAUCUUUGUGCCAAUUAAGCUUGCAUGAUAGAUGAAGAUCAAUUCUCCUCAAAGUAGAUUUAAACCUUCCAAGGUUUCUGCUUACAGCAAAGAGAAUCCAAUUCACUUACAUUAUCCAAAUCAAACAACAUCCUAAGGUCCUCGCGGCAGUGGUAAGACCACUUUGAUCCGGUCGUUGGUGAAGCACUAUACCAAGCAGAAUAUUUCCGAUGUCGUGGGCCCCGUCACUCUGGUCACCAGCAAGCACCGUCGCAUCACGCUCUACGAGGCUCCUAGUGGAGACUUGGCGGCACAAAUAGACUUGGCCAAAAUCGCAGAUCUGGCUUUGUGCAUGAUUGAUGCUUCAGUUGGGUUCGAGAUGGAAACCUUCGAGUGGAUCAAUUUACUCCAGAACCACGGGUUUCCGAAGGUGAUGGGAGUUUUAACGCACUUGGACAAGUUUCCGGAGACGAAGACGAUAAGGAAGAAGAAGAAGGAGUUCAAAGCGCGGUUUUGGGCAGAGAUCUACGAUGGCGCGAAAUUGUUCUACUUCUCUGGCCUGCAAUAUGGACGUUAUGCGAAGACGGAGGUGACGAACCUAGCACGCUUUGUGGCAGUGCAAAAAGUACCAUUGGUGCAGUGGCGACAGGGGCACCCGUAUUUGCUUGCUCUGCGGUGGGAAGAUCAGACUGAUCCAGCAGGGAAGAAAAAGAAGGACAAUGACGAUAGAAGUGCAACAACUCUUACAGCCCUUGCUGCUGCUGGCAAAGCAAAAGCACUAGAGAACAAUGGUGAUGACCAGAAAAUAGAAGAAAUCGAUCUCAACACUUCUUCAGCAGACGAGUCGAACUACUUCCGGCGGUUGCAUCUCUAUGGUUACACCUAUGGAGCACGACUGCGUCAAGGCCAAUUUGUGCACAUUUGCGGAGUUGGCGAUUUCCCUAUCUCAUCAAUAGAACAGUACACGGAUCCCUGUCCUUCGCCUCUAGCGACAGAAUUGGCAGAAGGCAAGCCGAAUGCGAUCGAGUUCGCAGAAAAGAACAAGAUCAAGAAGAAGAAAGUGAACAACUUGCGGACGCUGCAGGAGAAACAUAAAGCGGUACUACUUGUGACGUAGAAGAACUGAAAUUUGUUUCGUCCGUACGACUAGCACGCUAGUUCAUAGAGUAGGACGAUUUCAGUUCUUCAUAUUGUAGUUCCAUAUCCGUUCAUUGAUUCGUUUUUGAUUUUGUCCCUCCUCGUCCGCAAAUGCUAGAACUGUAAACCCCUCCCUGUCAAGGUCAUCAUCCAACAAUCUAAAAUUCCCUAUCAUCAUUCAACAGAUUUACGCUCCUGGAUGCGAUAUCGGCAAUGUUUUGAUGGAUCGCGACGCAGUUUACAUUAAUUUGCCAAAGCACCAAGUCGGAUUCACCAAACGCGAAGAUGAAGAUGAAAACGCAGAACUUCCUGAAGCUGUAUCGCUUGUCCGUGAGCUGCAAGGCAAAGUUGGUGCUCUGAAUGACGUUUCUGCUGCGGGCAAGCUGAGGCUGACGGGUCGUAGCAGCGCAGUCCUGUCAGGGGAUAGACGGAUGGCGCCUAAAACGACAACUCAUUCUGAAGGAAAUGAAGCUGGAAGCGACGAAGACGGAGAAUGUGCUUCUAGCGAUGAAGAAGGUGGAGAUCUCCACAGUGGAUCAGAGGAAGAAGACGAGACGAAAAAUGCGACUGGUGCAGGUGAAUCUGACGACGAUGAAGAAGAAGAAGAUGGAAAAGCUGCUACGAACAAUGGUCGUGGGUCAGAUGACGAAGAAGAUGGUGACUCAGCAAGUGAUGAACCCGAGGAUGAUGAGCAAAAGUUGGCACACAAGCGACAAUUCUUUGCAGAUGCGAAGGCGCGUUUUGCUAAAGACGUGCCUCUCGAGGACCUCAUCUAUGGGAAUCGGCGUGCGUCAGGUCUUCUAGGCAAUAAUCUAGGCAAGAAGAAAUCUUCUACAGGAAAAGGUCAACUCCAAGUCGGCGGUUCUUCGUCUUCCUCGUCAAUCGUGAGAACGGUUGACUUUCAAGAUGGUAACAGCGACGGUCCUAAGAAACUGCAAUUGUUCGGAGACGCUUCAGAUUCUGAAGGUGACGACGGCGAUGCCCUGCUAGACGAUGAGAUGAACACUCCCGCGGAAGACAACCGUCCUGAAUCUUGGAGGCUGCGCUGCUUGCCCAACGAAAGUCGUUUCCUAUGGGAUGAAGAGGCACGAGCAGAGCUGAAAAAGACUAGAUUCGUGACAGGCGACUGGAAUGCGUCUGGUCGUGAAGGAGGAGGUGAUGUUGAGGAUGAAGAUGGCAACAUCAUGGGCAAUGAUGACUUGGAUCCAGAACAACAGCGACUAUUGAACACCGAUGACGCAGAGCUUUCGCCGGAUGAAUUACGAGAAAAAAAGGCCUUGGUCAUGGAACAGCGCACGAAGCAGGAGGAAAAGGACAAGAACCAGCAAGACGACACUGACGAGUUUGGCCGACGAAACGUGGUCAAAAAAUUGAACGUGGAGGACAUGCUCGAGCACGCAGAUGCUCUACCCAUUGGCGCUUACGUGCGAAUUGUCAUCGAAAACGUGCCGAAGAUUAGUGUGGACGGGUUAAAUUUGGCCAGGCCCUUGGUCGUUGGCGGCUUACUUCCUGGAGAAUUGAAGAUGGGAGUGAUGCAACUGCGCAUAAAAAACCAUCGUUGGGCUCCUCGCGUUCUCAAAAGCAACGACGUUCUUCUAGCUUCCAUCGGAUGGCGCAGGUUUCAGACCUUACCAAUGUUCUCCUUAGAGGACCGAAACGAAAAACGCAUGCGCUUCUUGAAGUACACGCCAGAGCACAUGCACUGCCACAUGACCUUCUUUGGACCACUGGUGCCUCCAAAGACUGGUGCGGUGUUCGUGAAAAGCCUGAAGAACGUGGCCAACUACCGCGUGUCAGCAACGGGCCAUGUCCUUGAAUCCAACCAGAGCUUCAAUGUGGUCAAAAAACUCAAAUUAACCGGUGAACCCUACAAAAUCUUCAAGCACACGGCGUUUGUCAAGGGCAUGUUUAACUCCGAUCUGGAGUGCAACAAGGCUUUGCACGCCAAGCUGCAGACGGUAUCAGGGAUUCGUGGUGAGAUCAAGAAAGCCGAAGGCACAGAAGGUCAUUUUCGCGCGACAUUUGAGGACAGAAUUCUCAUGUCCGAUCUCGUCCUGCUCAAGUCAUGGGUUCAGGUAAAAAUGACCUUACUACUCUGUUACUCAACAGAUUUAUUUUUUACAGAUGGUUAUUUGCGUUCCUGGGUUAUGAAGAACUCCGACAAUGUCACUAGCUAAUGGAAAUGAUAGUCAAACACUCGUCUCCACCACAGGUCGAGCCGAAGCAAUUUUACAAUCCUAUGUUGGAUAUUUCGGAGUGGCGUCGUAUGAAGACCAUUGGCGAGCUGCGUUUCGAGCAAUCCUUGCCCGCCGCAGCUCCCAACAACGCCAAGGGCGCCUUAAAGCGUGCCGAAGACUCCAACUAUGGCAAACAGUUGAUCCGAGAACGCCGAAAGUUCGCGAAGUUGCAGCUCCCGAAGAGCGUUGAGAGCAACUUGCCAUUCAAGACAGUACCUAAGUUGGAGAUGCGCACUAGGAAGAAGGCAGACGAGUGGGCUACUGAGGAGAGCAAGAUGAUCAACCGAGCCGUCACUUCUCUCCUCAAGACGGACCGGGAGCACCAAGUGGACAGUGCUUUGCAGAGGCUGCAGACGGUGAAGGUGGACAAGCUGCGAAAAAAUACGGAAAGAAGGAAGGCGAAAACAUUGGAAAAGGUGCGGAAGGAAGAAAAGAUCCAAGCCUUGCGAGACGCUCACACAAAGGAAAACCGCAAAGCAAAAUACGUCAAACAAGGGAAGGAAGAAGAGAAAAAGCGCAAGAAGAUGCGACUGGAAGAUUAAUCUUGUGCCUCGUUUGUGGACAACUACAACCUGUCAUGCUGGAGUUGUAUCUUUCCAGUCGUAUAAUUGUAAUCUCGUUGUUACAACUUGUUCUCGCUCUCGCAUACUUUGAUGUCUUCUACCUCGUCAAGAAGGAGGUGCCACCCUGUAACAACCGGGUGGCACCGUAUUACUUCAACCCACUACAACUUUAGCCCUCGCACAUGCAAGCAAAAAUGCAAUGUAUGGACGACACAAUACUCAAACAUGCAUGGAUUUACUUUUCAAUCUAAUAGUUGUACAAAUCGGGUGAGGCCAG
This is a messenger RNA of Amoebophrya sp. A25, 4494 nucleotides long. Lineage: Eukaryota; Dinophyceae; Syndiniales; Amoebophryaceae. The record is from the annotation of a GenBank genome assembly.